Molecule: messenger RNA, 2343 nt
Organism: Aspergillus calidoustus
Lineage: Eukaryota; Fungi; Ascomycota; Eurotiomycetes; Eurotiales; Aspergillaceae
Source: the annotation of a GenBank genome assembly
AUGGCUUUGACAAGUGGUACAAAACUUGACGUUGAGCUGCAGCGUUUUGAAAACAGUCCUCCAACAUACACCCAGACCACAGAGCAGCUACCGGCUAUUCCUGCUUUGAGUUUGUCUCAGGAUGCAGGCCCUGCAAAAUACACCACGGUCACUCACUUUGAGUGUAUCGCUCAUCUCAAGUUUCUCGCAGCGCUCUCUGAUCUGCGUGACACGAUAACAAGCUUGCCGAACCUAUAUGAUAUCCCAGAUCCUUCAGCACGGCAAUUUUCGACCCAAAUCAACGAAGCGUGGGCCUUGGUCAAGGAGAAGCGAUGGGCAGUUUAUACGGCCAAAGCUGUCCAGCGAUACACAACCUGGUGGAAUCAUUCCGUCCCGGCGUCUCGUCCUCGACCAAGUGUUCAUCAUUUUACAUCCAGCGUAUAUGAGAAUAUCACUGUUUGCAAUGAGCCUAUGUCUUGGACUCGUGACAUGUUGCCUCCUCUAGAUGUCUUAAUGGUUUGGCAUGCGCACCUGCUCAACCCUAGGGCUUUCCUUGAGGACUGCAUUCGUUAUGGAAAGAUUAGUUUUUGGGCAGGAGGAUUUCCAUGGCAAGCGAUCAAUGAGUGUAUCAAUGAUCAAACGCUAGUAUUCGACGCCGGAAAGACUGCAGAGACGUUUUUUUCUGCGGCUACUGGUCUCAACUGGGAUAACCUACAAGACUUACCGAUGAAGACUUUCGAAUGUCCCAGUUGCGACCACGAAAACUCUGUACCCUGGACUGAUGGAACGUUCACGGCGCCACUUGACCAAACAUUUGAAUACUGGCGCGGUUUCUCGGAUAAAAAUUUCGGUACAUUCUGUACUCGAUGCCGGCUUGGAAUUACCCACGAGACCUUGCGCGUUCAGAAAUUCAGAUCAGAUGUCAGAGAGCUUGUGAAGGGAUACAUCCCGAUGCCAGGGACGUUUCUGAACGUAUGGGGCGUGCCGGAACGUCUCAGCUCAACCCGACGACGGAAACAGCAACCAGAUUUCCCCAAUCGACUGAUUCGAGCUGCAAAGCGCGAUAUCACCGAUUACAUGGAUUCUUCCAUCUGGAUUUGCCCCAGUGUGUCCAUGAUACGGGAUCACCUCGGUGCCCUAAUGCAGGAGCGGCAAAUCAUGCGCACAGCUCUUAACAGUUCCCAAACAACGCUCUACGUAAACGAAAGGAUUGCCUUUCGACGCAUGAUGUCCCGCUACUGGGACAACAGCUCACAAUUCGCCCUUGACCUAGUCGGCGCAGUCGUUCGGCAGGGGACAUUCAUCCAGAAAAUGGAUAACAUCGACUGGCUGCGCUCUCCCACCCUUUCCAAAACCAUGCUCCGCCUUAUUCGCAAAUACGCCGUCUUUUUUCAGAUCAUGUCCUCCAAUCCUAGCCGCAUGGCUGUCCCAACCCUCGACGUCGACCUCGCCUGGCAUACGCACCAACUCUCCCCAGCCCGCUACUUCGAAUACUCCACCCACCGCACCGAGCAAGAUGGCAAACGAGCCAUCUUCAUUGACCACGACGACAAAGUCUCCGAGACGAAACUCUCCGACGCCUUCGAGUGGACUACCAAGAUGUACCGCAAGCUCACAGACGGUGGCAUUUACUCUGAGUGCACUUGCUGGUACUGCGAAGCCACCCGAGGGUCCGACCUCAAGGGCAAACUCACCAUCUUCUCCUCCUCCGGCUCAAAGGCUCGCAGCGCAGCCGCCAACCUGCACGACAACCCAGAUAUCUCUGCGCACCCUGAUAAAAACCCACAUAUCUCCGCGCACAGCGCCGUAAAGACCAAACAAGCAGUCGCAUAUACCGCCUCAGGAGUCGACCCCUGCCAUAUGAAAUUUCUGAAACUCCGCAGCGAGUAUGAAAAGGCCCGCCGCCGAGCAGGUAAGCGGACGUCUCGAGACGGCAAAGCCCCAGUAGGUGCGAUUGACGAGAAGCAUCACGGCAAGGACGACGAUGAUGCCGAGAAGCGCGACCGAGAUUUUUACACGACGUACCCGCUUAUGUGGGGGUAUCCAGUCUACGUCCCCUACUAUGCACCCUACACCUGUGACCCGAGUGUCCAUUGCGAUGUGUAUGCUGCGGAUCCGGCCUGCAUGAAUCUGAACCCUGGGCAUCCUGGGAACUGUGCCUCGGGAACUUGUGGUGGCGCCGUUGCUGCUGGGGGCUGUGGUGGGAAGGGUGGAUGUAGUGGUGGGUGUGCUGGGGGUUCGGGGGGCUCGAGUGCUGGCGCCGGCUGUGGUAGUGGUGGAGGCGGGGGAUCGUCGGGCGGAGGCUGCUCAGGGGGCGGCGGUGGAGGCGGCGGUGGAUGUGGGGGAGGAGGAGGGGGCUGUUGA